Molecule: messenger RNA, 1922 nt
Organism: Kogia breviceps (pygmy sperm whale)
Lineage: Eukaryota; Metazoa; Chordata; Mammalia; Artiodactyla; Physeteridae
Gene: ADRA1B
Product: adrenoceptor alpha 1B
Biological process (GO): regulation of vasoconstriction; cell-cell signaling; positive regulation of MAPK cascade
Cellular component (GO): plasma membrane
Molecular function (GO): alpha1-adrenergic receptor activity
Source: RefSeq, a predicted model, not a curated record
GCCCCGCCGCCCGCUUCUCCCCGCCGCUCCCCGCGAGCCCGGCCCGGCGCGCCUGACGUGGACCAUUAAACUUGGAGCUGCCGCCUCGUCCCCUCUCUCCUCCUCCUCCCUCUGACAGGCGAGCGAGCGGCUCGGUGCAGGCAGGAGACGUGCUGCCGGGCUGGGCUGCCCGGGGAAGAUGACUUCUCGCCAGGAGGGCGCCUCUGGGAAGAAGACCACGGGGGAAGCAAAGUUUCAGGGCAGCUGAGGAGCCUUCGCCAGCCCUUCCCAGCCCUGUCACCCCUCUGGCUAUGGAGGGCGGACUCUAAAAUGAAUCCCGAUCUGGACACCGGCCACAACACAUCAGCACCUGCCCACUGGGGAGAGUUGAAAAAUGCCAACUUCACUGGCCCCAACCAGACCGCGAGCAACUCCACACUGCCCCAGCUGGACAUCACCAGGGCCAUCUCCGUGGGCCUGGUGCUGGGCGCCUUCAUCCUCUUUGCCAUCGUGGGCAACAUCCUAGUCAUCUUGUCUGUGGCCUGCAACCGUCACCUGAGGACGCCCACCAACUACUUCAUCGUCAACCUGGCCAUUGCCGACCUGCUGCUAAGCUUCACCGUGCUGCCCUUCUCCGCGGCCCUGGAGGUGCUCGGCUAUUGGGUGCUGGGCCGUAUCUUCUGUGACAUCUGGGCCGCCGUGGAUGUCCUGUGCUGCACAGCCUCCAUUUUGAGCCUGUGUGCCAUCUCCAUCGACCGCUACGUCGGGGUGCGCUACUCUCUGCAGUACCCGUCGCUGGUCACCAGGAGGAAGGCCAUCUUGGCACUCCUCAGUGUCUGGGUCUUGUCCACGGUCAUCUCCAUUGGGCCUCUUCUCGGGUGGAAGGAACCGGCGCCCAAUGAUGACAAGGAAUGUGGGGUCACUGAAGAACCCUUCUACGCCCUCUUCUCCUCCCUGGGCUCCUUCUACAUCCCUUUGGCGGUCAUUCUGGUCAUGUACUGCCGUGUCUACAUCGUUGCCAAGAGGACCACCAAGAACCUGGAGGCUGGAGUCAUGAAGGAGAUGUCCAACUCCAAGGAGCUGACCUUGAGGAUCCACUCCAAGACCUUUAACGAGGACACCCUCAGCAGUACCAGGGCCAAGGGCCACAACCCCAGGAGUUCCAUAGCUGUCAAACUUUUUAAGUUCUCCCGGGAAAAGAAAGCCGCCAAGACCUUGGGCAUUGUAGUUGGUAUGUUCAUCUUGUGUUGGCUCCCCUUCUUCAUUGCUCUACCACUUGGCUCCCUGUUCUCCACCCUGAAGCCCCCCGACGCCGUGUUCAAGGUGGUGUUCUGGCUGGGCUACUUCAACAGCUGCCUCAACCCCAUCAUCUACCCGUGCUCCAGCAAGGAGUUCAAGCGCGCCUUUGUGCGCAUCCUCGGGUGCCAGUGCCGCGGCCGCCGCCACCGCCGCCGUCGCCGCCGCUUGGGCGGCGGCGCCUACACCUACCGGCCGUGGACGCGCGGCGGCUCGCUGGAGCGGUCGCAGUCGCGCAAGGACUCGCUGGAUGACAGCGGCAGCUGCCUGAGCGGCAGCCAGCGGACCCUGCCCUCGGCCUCGCCGAGCCCCGGCUACCUGGGCCGCGGCGCGCCGCCGCCCGUCGAGCUGUGCGCCUUCCCGGAGUGGAAGGCGCCCGGCGCCCUCCUGAGCCUGCCCGCGCCCGAGCCCCCGGGCCGCCGCGGCCGCCACGACUCGGGCCCGCUCUUCACCUUCAAGCUGCUGGCGGAGCCCGAGAGCCCCGGGACCGACGGAGACGCCAGCCACGGGGGCCACGAGGCCGCAGCCGACGUGGCCAACGGGCAGCCCGGCUUCAAAAGCAACAUGCCCCUGGCUCCCGGGCAGUUUUAGGGCCCGGCGCACCGCUUCCUUUCCCUGGGGAGCCAAUCAUCGUGGGGGGCGGGCGG